GGGCCUCCUGGUCUUCCCGGGCAAAUUGGUCCACCCGGAGCUCCAGGGCUUCCAGGCCAGAAGGGGGAGAUUGGACUGCCAGGCCCUCCAGGACAUGAUGGGGAAAAGGGACCUCGAGGCAAACCAGGAGACGUGGGUGCCCCUGGUCCCCAGGGGCCUCCAGGAAAAGAUGGGCCUCCAGGAAUGAAGGGAGAAAACGGACACCCAGGGAGCCCAGGAGAGAAGGGAGAGAAAGGGGAGAUGGGACAAGCAGGCUCACCGGGAGAGAAAGGAGAAGCCGGGGAGAAGGGUGACCCAGGAGCAGAG
Messenger RNA from Galeopterus variegatus (Sunda flying lemur), 306 nucleotides. RefSeq names its product collagen alpha-1(XIII) chain-like. The annotation marks the transcript as partial. NCBI's taxonomy places the organism in Eukaryota, Metazoa, Chordata, Mammalia, Dermoptera, Cynocephalidae. The record is from RefSeq and is a predicted model, not a curated record. The transcript is spliced from 4 exons.